Molecule: messenger RNA, 2511 nt
Organism: Myodes glareolus (Bank vole)
Lineage: Eukaryota; Metazoa; Chordata; Mammalia; Rodentia; Cricetidae
Source: RefSeq, a predicted model, not a curated record
UCAAGGCCAGCCUGGUCUACAGAGCGAGACCCUGUCCUUCUGCUGACAUGAGGACAGAUGCCUUCUAAGAUGAUUCAGCUCUGCCCCCUGUGGCAUGAAGAAGAAGCUGAGUGCCCAGUGUCUGGCUUCUUGAGCAUGUGAAGGAACCCAGGCCAGUGGGGGCCUGGACUGUAACCUCCCACUCUGUGCGGCUUCAGGGGCUGUAGAGAGAACUCUGCUGCUGGCUGACUCCCAGGUCCUUCACAUCACUGGGUGGCCGACGGGGCAACAGGGAGCAUAGCUAAACCCUCCCAGGGCUGGGGAGGCAAGCAGCACCACCUCCAGGGAGCCCUCCUGACAGCCCUGGCCAGUUAUGGUGAUCUCCACAAGAGUGAGUGGUACUGAGAUGCCACCCCUCUUACUAACUUGUCUCCGUCCUUGGAUGAUCACCGAGUCCUGAUCCUGGUACCACUGGGUGUAUCCUUUGUGCCUUGUGUUUGUAAAGCGAGCUUGCUGGUAACGGUCAUUUAAAGGAGUGGGCGAGGGCCUGAGUCCUCUCUCCCUCAGGAGGCAAGGCCCUCAAGGGUUAACCAGGAGCCUGCCUGCAGUCUGAGGUAGGCAGGGAGCGUAUUUGUUCAGGUAAAUAAGGAAGGAUUACUUAUAAUGGGAAACCUGGCGGGCCAACUCCGUGUCUUACUUCUGACUUCCUUCCAGUGCAUUCCUGCACUCCGACUGCUGUCCAUUCCACCUCCCACUCCCACUCCUGGCUGCUGCUGCGCCCCCCGCCCCCGUCAACACCCCAGCUUAGGCCUCGUCAUGGUGCCAGCAGGUGACCCUGAGCCUCCAACAGGGGCCUGCCUGUAGACCCUCAGGCCUGAGACCUCAGACUGCCCCUUGAGGGUGGAUAGGCCCUGGUGGCCCACUGGAGGGUCACCUCUGCCACAGCCCCACUGGCCCCACAGAUGUCUGACUGAGACGCAGCAGCGGUUGGAACUGCCCACUGCCUCCUCCUGGUUCCUGAAGUUUGUGCUACAGAGGACAACUCAGUGGACACCAGGCAGCUAACGGGAGCCUGCAGGACUCUGCUGGAAAGUGGGAAAGGCUGGGCACUGAGCAAGGGACACAGCCACAAGACUCAGCGGCAGCAUGGGCAGUGCCAGUCCGGGCCUGAGCGUUGUGUCCCCUGGUUGCCUGCUGCUGUCCCCAGAUGUGGCACUGCGGACAGGUGUGGAGAAGGCGGCGGUGGAAUCAGUGGUCCCUGAGAAGCGGGAAUGGAGCCCCAGCCCACCCGCCACCCCUGAGCAGGGCCUGUCUGCCUUCUACCUCUCCUACUUCAACAUGUACCCCGAGGAUGGCAGCUGGGUAGCCAAGGUCCCCGCGGCCAGCGCCAGGGAGGAACCGCUGGAGGAGCCUGAGCAGUGCCCGGUCAUUGACAGCCAGGCCUCUGGGAGCAGCCUGGAUGAACACUCACUAGAGCAGGUGCAGUCCAUGGUGGUAGGCGAGGUCCUGAAGGACAUCGAGACGGCGUGCAAGCUACUCAACAUCACAGCAGACCCUGGGGACUGGAGCCCUGGCAAUGUGCAGAAGUGGCUGCUGUGGACAGAGCACCAGUACCGGCUGCCUCCAGCAGGCAAGGCCUUCCAGGAGCUGGGCGGCAAGGAACUGUGUGCCAUGUCGGAGGAGCAGUUCCGUCAGCGUGCGCCCUUGGGUGGGGACGUGCUGCAUGCCCACCUGGACAUCUGGAAGUCAGCGGCCUGGAUGAAGGAGAGGACCUCGCCCGGGGCCCUUCACUACUGCGCCUCCGCCAGCGAGGAGGGAUGGACAGAUGGCGAGGUGGAUUCGUCGUGCUCUGGGCAACCCAUCCACCUGUGGCAGUUCCUCAAAGAGCUGCUGCUCAAGCCCCACAGCUAUGGCCGCUUCAUCCGCUGGCUCAACAAGGAGAAAGGGAUCUUCAAAAUUGAGGACUCUGCCCAGGUGGCCCGGCUGUGGGGUGUGCGCAAGAACCGGCCUGCCAUGAACUAUGAUAAGCUAAGUCGCUCCAUCCGCCAGUAUUACAAGAAGGGGAUCAUCCGCAAACCUGACAUCUCUCAGCGUCUCGUCUACCAGUUCGUACAUCCCGUCUGAGAGCCGCAGAGGCCAGAGGCCUACCGCCUGUCCCAGACAGUCACUCUCCUCCUGGCCCGGGCUCAGCCCAAUCUGAAUCCAGGGGCUGCUGGCAUCCCAGAAUCCAAGGUCCCAGAGAGACAGUCCUAGAUCAGUAUCUAGGGAUGCGUGUGAACUAUCUGAGUCUCUGCUCAAGGACAAGAGGCCCUGGAGGGUCAAGGGAGCUAGGUCUGCUCCCAAGUAGAGAACCCCCACCCCCAGGCUUGGACUGUGGGAUUCAACCAAGGCAAUUCACAGGAUGGUGAUGUCACUGUUUUCUACUCCUGCAACCCAUCCUGUACCAUGACUGGCACAGUACUAAGAGAUGUCUGCAACCUGUGUUGGGGAGCCAGGAGUGCCCUAGGAAUGGUUAAUAAAGAUACAAGAUGA